Messenger RNA from Lacerta agilis (Sand lizard), 3013 nucleotides. RefSeq names its product aldehyde dehydrogenase 3 family member B1 (gene ALDH3B1). Gene Ontology annotation, molecular function: aldehyde dehydrogenase (NAD+) activity. Gene Ontology annotation, cellular component: cytoplasm. The record is from RefSeq and is a predicted model, not a curated record. The transcript is spliced from 12 exons. The coding region runs from base 122 to 2128 and encodes 668 amino acids. Lineage: Eukaryota; Metazoa; Chordata; Lepidosauria; Squamata; Lacertidae. Gene Ontology annotation, biological process: aldehyde metabolic process.
GAUAGUUCCCAGAGAAACAAAUAAGGUGCUGAGGCUUCCUCCCAUCAGUAGCACCCAGAGCCAGCCAGACAUAAAGAAGCAGGAAGACAGGCUGAGGAUUGCAGCAACAGCAGCAGCAACAAUGGAAAGAGCUGGAGAAAUAGUGCAAAGUGUAUUCUCAGGACAGUGGGACAUAAGACAACAGCGCAAAGUUCCAGAAAUUCCCAAACAACUUAAAGAUACGCAGAGCACAGAAGGUGCAGGGGCGCAACCACAACAACACAAAUUCCAGGAAAUUCCUCUCCAAAGUGAUGCAGGACAAGCAGGGAGCUCUGGCGCUUCAGGACAACAAUGGGGCUUUCCAGGACAGUCAAAAAGCCCUGGUUCUUCAGGUCAACCAGGGAGCUCUGGCUCUUCAGGACAAGCAGGGACCUCUGGCUCUUCAGGACGAGGGUCUUCAGGGCAAGCAGGGAGCUCUGGUUCUUCAGGACAAGCAGGGAGCUCUGGCUCUUCAGGACGAGGGUCUUCAGGGCAAGCAGGGAGUUCUGGCUCUUCAGGACAAGCAGGGAGCUCUGGAUCUUCAGGACGAGGGUCUUCAGGGCAAGCAGGGAGCUCUGGCUCUUCAGGACGAGGUUCUUCAGGACAAGCAGGGAGCUCUUCAGGACAACAACAACAACAACAAAAAAUCCAGGACCUUCCUAGUCCAAGCCAAGACAACAAGGGCGGUGAAUUAUCUAGAAUGAACCCCUACGCUGGCCUUGUGGACUGCCUGCGUGCCACCUGGCUGACGGGAAAGACACGUCCCAUGGAGUAUCGGAAAGGGCAGCUGGAGGCACUGGGCCGUUUCCUGGAAGAGAGAAGGUCGGAUCUCCUGCAUGCCCUGAAUCAAGACAUGCGAAGGCCCCAUUUCGAAGGGGAGGUCGCUGAGGUUGCCUUCACAAGGAGUGAGGUGAACAAUGCCCUUAACAACCUGUGCUGCUGGAUGAAGGAUGAGAACGUGAGCAAGAACUUGGCCACCCAGCUUGACUGUGCCUUCAUCCGCAAGGACCCGUACGGCGUGGCCGUCAUCAUUGCACCCUAUAACUACCCCAUCCAUCUUCUCUUGGUGCCUCUUGUGGGGGCCAUCGCAGCUGGGAAUUGCGUGAUUGUCAAACCCGCAGAGCUAGCCCGCCACACUGAAAGGCUUCUUGCUGAAGCACUGCCUUGCUAUCUUGACCCGGAAACCUUUGCUGUAGUGACAGGUGGCACUGAAGAGGUAACCAAACUACUAGAGAACCAGUUUGAUUACAUCUUUUUCACAGGGAGUCCUCGUGUGGGAAAGAUUAUAAUGACUGCAGCAGCCAAACACCUGACCCCAUUGACUCUGGAGCUGGGGGGCAAAAACCCCUGCUACGUGGAUAAAUGCUGCAAUUUCCAGAACGCGGCCAACCGAAUUGUCUGGGGAAAGUUCUUCAACGCUGGCCAGACUUGCAUUGCACCAGACUAUGUGAUCUGCACCAUUGAAACGCAGGAGAGGCUGAUGCCCUGCCUGCGCCAAGCUAUCCGUGAGUUCUACGGUGACUGCCCCCAGGAUUCGCCCGACUUUGGCCGUCUGAUCGACGAUAAGCACUUCCGGCGCCUUCGAGCAUUCCUGGAAUGUGGCCGAGUGGCCAUUGGUGGAGAGUCUGAUGAAUGUGACCGUUACAUUGCCCCCACUGUACUGGCUGAUGUGAAGGAGUGGGAGCCGAUCAUGCAAGAAGAGGUUUUUGGGCCCAUCUUGCCCAUUUUCACCGUGGGAGACUUGGACGAGGCCAUCCACUACAUCAAUAGAAAGCAACGCCCACUGGUUGCCUAUGCCUUCUCCUGCGACUGCAAGGUUGUGAACCGCGUAUUGAAUUGUACAAGCAGUGGCAACUACUGUGGCAAUGAUACCAUUAUAUACUCAACAUUGCUCUCCUUACCAUUUGGUGGCAUAGGAUACAGUGGCUUCGGCAAGUACCACGGCAAGUUCAGCUUCGACACAUUCACUCAUCAUCGUGGUUGCCUCUUGCGCUGCAUGGGAUUGGAGGCAAUCAACACCGUUCGCUACCCUCCCUAUACCGAAAGCAAAUUACAAUUGUUGCUCUCCCUUGUUGAUGUCAAGCGUAGAGGCAUGUGCACCUUGCUUUGAACUCCAUGAAUCACAUAUGCCUUCUGGCCCCAGGAGCUGCUAGGAAGAAUUUAGCUGCUGGAGACAGAGAAGAUUGCUUUAUCUGGCUCUCUCCUCACCUCCCAAUAAGGCGCUUGCCUAAACUCUUACCUCCUGGAAAAGCCUUGCCCCAUUAUCUUGAUUACGUGCUACAUGCCCUCCCACCCCUCCCCUUUUUCCGAUCCCCCGUUUUGGUCGGUCCAAUACCUAGCUGGUGGUUAUAUUUCGAUGUCAUACAAUGUAUAGGACCACCUAUUUCAUUUAACUAAGUACUUGCAAGGUUUUUGCAGUAGGUAAAAUCAUAGUUUAAUUUCCCUUUUAACAGAGUUUUAUGAAGCUAAUUACUGAUUUAAUGUCCAUGAUCACCAAUUCCUUUGUAAAGACUGGUGAACACUGUACACUGGAAUAGCUAUCCUCACAAAUAUAUCUGUAUCUGUAUGAUUUCUUAAGGAGUGAUGUUUUCAUGGGUGAAAGUAGAGGCUGGUGCUUAAACCAAUUUAAUUCCAAGGAGAUUCAGAGUUAAAUCCAUGCAACUUGUUGUACAGCCAAAUCUUCUUUUAGUUUUAUACCCUCAAUGCUGUCAUGCACUAUCCCUCAGAUAUACCCCUUCUAGUAAUCUCAAUUCUUCUGAUACCCGUUUCUGUACAUUAGCCACAUCCUUAACUCAGACUCCUCAUCCCAUCAAUAACUUCUGAACUAGGAAAUCCUAAGCAUCUGUACUCAAAAGUUAAUUCCUACCAAGUUCAACAGGGCUUGCUUGCUAGUAAUUAUGCUUAUGAAUGCAGCCUUAUUAACACUGCUUGCAUAACCGAACAUUUUACAAGUAAAUGUUUUAUUUCUGUAAUAAAGAUCUUGCAUCAAAUCUAA